GUGGUCUCACACGUCGGGAAGUGGGACAGUAUGGCCGUCAAUUGGUUCUGCCGAAGUUGGGUCCCGAGGGGCAGCGGGAAAUCUCCCGAGGAAGCGUGCUGAUCGUGGGUGCUGGUGGAUUGGGAUGCCCAGUUGCCAUGUACCUUGCUGCAGCAGGCAUCGGGCGCCUGGCGAUCGUGGAUGGUGAUCACGUGGAGGACUCCAACCUUCACAGGCAGAUCGGGCAUCCCUGGCGAAAUGUGGGCAAAAGCAAGGCGGUGUCGCUGGCCGAGACCUGCCGGGAGCGGAACCCGAACAUCUGCGUUGAGGCCCAUGUCAAACGAAUAGUGGGCACGGAGGAAGCGGCUUUCCUCAUGCAAAGCUACGAUGUGGUCGUGGACUGCACAGAUGCACCACGAAUCCGCUACCUGCUGAACGAUGCUGCCGUCGCUGCGGGCAAGCCGCUCGUGGCGGCGUCGUCCGUCGCGCUCUACGGGCAGUUGGCCAUCUACAACUUCGAAGGCGGCCCCUGUCUCCGCUCCGUUUUUCCUCCGCCGACGGCUGAAGCAGACCUGGCCCAGGUCGCCUCCUGCGAGGAGAGCGGAGUCCUCGGCCCUGUGGUUGGGGUCAUCGGGUCCAUGGCAGCGCUGGAAGUCAUGAAG
Messenger RNA from Symbiodinium sp. CCMP2456, 641 nucleotides. The record is from the annotation of a GenBank genome assembly. Lineage: Eukaryota; Dinophyceae; Suessiales; Symbiodiniaceae.